Molecule: messenger RNA, 1176 nt
Organism: Beauveria bassiana ARSEF 2860
Lineage: Eukaryota; Fungi; Ascomycota; Sordariomycetes; Hypocreales; Cordycipitaceae
Product: PTH11-like integral membrane protein
Exons: 5
Coding region: 1-1176 (391 amino acids)
Source: RefSeq, a predicted model, not a curated record
AUGUUGCAACCACGCGAAAUCGAGACGCCGUUCAACAAGUCGCCGCUAGUGCGGGCCGUGACGGCCUUUCUUAUGGUCUUUAGCAUCCUCGCCGUCGUCACCCGCAUUGCCACGCGGCUGCUCACGGCGGGCAGCCUGAAGCACGACGACCACACGGUGAUUGCUGCGACAGCGCUGGCCGUUGUGCAGUCGAUAGUCGUCAUUGUGCUAGGCGCCAACGGCUUCGGUCAACAUAAUUACGCACUCACCGAUACGCAGACAUCGACCAUUCUUAAGUGCUUGUACGCAUCCGGCAUCCUGUAUAUUGUGACUCUUGGUGUCACAAAGAUCUCAGCAUGCAUGACGGUCAUGAAUGUGGCGCCGCUCGGUCGCAGGCGCGGCAUCUUCUUCGUCAUGGGCGCUAUUGGCGUCUGGGCAGUGGCCUCGGUCGUCGUUGUCAUUUUUCAAUGCCAAAUCUCUUCGCCGUGGAACUUUUACACGGGAAAGUGCGUCGAUUUGCCUGCGUUCUGGCUAUUUUUCGAGAUCCUCAACAUUCUUACUGAUCUUGCCACAAUCGUCGCCAUGAUGGAGCUGGUUUGGAACAUUCAAGCGCAAAAGUCGAUGAAGAGCCUAGUCAUCUUCAUCUUUGGCAGCCGUGUCCUCAUUAUCCCAGCUGCCAUUUGCCACAUCAUCUACCUCAAAAGGGCCGUGACCGACUUCAAGUCCACCGGCGAUACCUUUGCCUUUUGGCCGCCCGUCAUCAUCCGGCAGGUGGUGCAGUGCCUUAGCAUCGCUACGGCCUGCAUCCCCUACCUCAAGCCAUUCCUGGACAACCUCGAGUCAGGGCAAAUGCGUGCCGGCGACGCCCUCAUGUACAUGAAGUCCGGCUCCGGCCACAGCGGCAACAAGAGCGGCAACAAGAGCGCCGACCGCAAGAAGACGACGGCCGCCAGCGGCUCGCGCACGGUAGACGGCCCUAGCAGCAGCGCACACAAAGCGAGCAGCUCACGGCCGUCGACGAAGCCCUUUGAGCUGUCCAACAUGGCCAACAGCUCCAAAGGGCCAAACGUGACGACAACCAUCAUGCAUGACGACGCACAGCCCUCGUGGGACGGGCAGAGCCAAUCCAGCCAAACGGUGCUGGUGCAGCAGUCGUGGCGUGUCGAUGUGGAGGCUCGGCCCCAGUCGCAAGCAUGA